Messenger RNA from Larimichthys crocea (large yellow croaker), 2542 nucleotides. RefSeq names its product endothelin 3b (gene edn3b). The transcript is spliced from 4 exons. Gene Ontology annotation, cellular component: extracellular region. The coding region runs from base 283 to 744 and encodes 153 amino acids. Gene Ontology annotation, molecular function: endothelin B receptor binding; hormone activity. The record is from RefSeq and is a predicted model, not a curated record. Lineage: Eukaryota; Metazoa; Chordata; Actinopteri; Sciaenidae. Gene Ontology annotation, biological process: regulation of systemic arterial blood pressure by endothelin; vein smooth muscle contraction; regulation of vasoconstriction.
GACCUUUGAGGAGCAUCGUUGCGCUAUUUUGCUCUAAAGAUCACUUAUAUAAGGACAAGCGUUAUUUACUUCACACGUCAGUGAGCGUGCUACAGGUUUAUGAUUUAUGACAUGACACAAGCUGUAAAUUAUGAGAGGAACUGUACGACAAACAUCCUCUGAUUCGUUAUCUGACGUCUGGAUCAUAUGAGAUGAGCUGCACAUGGACAUGCUGGUGGGAGAUUGAUUUGACAAUUGCGCUGCAUCCUCUUCAGGCUAUGAUUCAUUUUGGGAAUAUCUGACAUGGCCAGGAUACUAUCUGUCCUCGUGAAAAUCAUGCUUUUCAAUAUUCUGUCAUUGAUUGUCUUACAAGGUGUCUUCGAUGCCUUGGUGUUAUCCGAGGUCAACCCCGGAGGGCUCCCAGAGUCCAGCAGGGUGUCUGAAGCAACAGAGGCAAAGUCCAGAACCAAGCGCUGCACUUGUUAUUCCUACAAGGAUAAAGAGUGCGUCUACUACUGCCACUUGGAUAUAAUCUGGAUCAACACUCCCGAACACACUGUGCCCUAUGGAAUGUCGAGCUACAGAGGAUCUCAGCGAGUUAGACGUGCUGUUGGUGAACAAGCAACUGAACGUGAGGAGGCAAAGACUCAGCGCUGCAUUUGUGCCAUGCUUGACACAGACCCUGAGUGCCAUGAUUUUUGUCUGUCAAGCCCCCUGCAGACAGUGCCCAUCAGGAAUCUCCACAGAGUCCCUGGUCCUGGAUGAAAAUUUGAAGCUUCUCCAUCUUCUGCUCUUCUCCUCGGGAGAAUGGACCCUUCCCUCUUCUUCGACCCCUUCUCUCUCCAUUUGGCACUCUUGCCUCCGCAGGUAUACUCACAUUCAAGAAAAGAGUUUUGGAGUUUGACACUGCCGACAUUCCUCUGCAUCAAUAACUCUUGGAGCAAGUUCCAUCAGGCCGUGUGGUUUCAAGAACUCUUCAGCAAAUUCGAUACAGAUCCCUGGAGGCUAUCCCCUUUUUGUUCCCCCUUGAACACAACAUGGGGAUUAUUUUCAUCAUGAUAUAAUAGCCAGUGACCUUGUGUCUGUCAAGCUUGAUCAGACCAACCGUUUCUACUUUACACCUACUAACCCAGUGGACUACAUUCGAUUCUCUCUUUCAAAACUAUGAGAUCAACUUAUUUAAAUCUUUCAGGGACAACAACAACAUAGACAACAAAGUGUCACAAGGAGCAAUGGAAAGUAGUCGCAAGGCAUGACACUGUCAUAUAACGACUUCAAAAUAUUGAAACAUGCAAACAAAAAAAGUGGGAGAAGCUUUUUUCCACCUGUGUUACAGGGCAUAUUGUUGAACUUUGAUUUAUGAGACUAUUUACAGUCGGUAUGGAAAGCAUUCACACCCUGACAGUUGGCAUAUUUUGUUCAUAUCACGUCUUUCAGCAAUAAGAUAUCAAUCUAUCACCAAACUAUUUGGUAUAUUUGUUUGUUCUUUUACCUCACUAUGCUUGGCUAACAUGCUGUAAUCUGUAGGAACUGUAUGACCGCUAUAGCUGCAGUGAAUUUAUUCAGCCAUCCAUCAUCGCUUUUACCCCAGAUGAGGCCAAAUACUCGGUAGUUCCAUGUUUCAGUGUAGCUAUUAACAACACAUGGAGGCAUCAGUUGCUGUAGUUGCCAGUAAUUAACAAACAAGGGAACUAUAGUUUAAAUCAAUCCCACAUGCAUGGUCCUUUUGCCACACAUACUCACUAUUCAGUGAGUUCUUUUAUUCAGUGAGUCUUUGGCGUAAAGAAAAAAUUAAAUCAUGCAAAUGUUGCCUAAGAACUAAAUGGACUGUGGUUUAAGUGUGUUGAAUUUCAUGAAGCUAUACCACUAAUAGAGUUAAAAAUUAUAAAAUAAUAAGCAUUGCUCCACCAUAGUUGGAUGAUUGUAUUCCAUGUUUCUGUUUCUUUCCAUGUGCUCUCCCACUGACCAAUAAUUGAACCCUUCCAGUUGCUCUCUCUUGGACCACCCCUAUUAGGUAUUUAACUUAUUUACCAAAUUUAAAUGUUUCCGUAUAUAAUUGACCACCUAUAGCAUAAAUAGUUCUCCUGUCACUCGCAUACAUAAGUCAGGCAGAACUGUUACUCAUGAAACCAAAUUGUUUGGUAAAAUUUUGUGGUCUACUCUAGAAAACAAAACAAAACAAAACAAUGAAGAACAGUAUGUGAACAAGUAUUCCUCGGUGCCUGUUGGUUUGCGGGCCAUGUGGUUACAGUACAUGGGGAGCACUCAUGAAAAUGGAGUUUAAUUUGAGGAGACAUUUCACUCAGUUUGGCACAAAGUUCCUGUGUAUUACAGUUUAUAAAAUUUAUAACAAUUUUCCCAAUUUCUUACCAAGAAUGCAUCACCACUUCGGUUGUGGCUAAGGGGUUUAAUAAAAGUACCGUAAACAGGAUUUAAGCUGGCUCAAAGUGGGUGGUGAACUGGUCAACAUUUCAAAUCAAAUCAACAGUGACUUUUCACAAACUGUAUUAUGUCACAUUGUAUACAAGAUAUGUAUUUGUUUAAUAUUUUUUGUUUAUAUGAA